AUGAAGGUUGGUUUUGUAAAUAAAUUGUUUUACUGUUUUCUGCCCGAAAACGUGGACCAAAUAUACGGCAAAGUUGUGGUCAGAUUUCAUAACAUGGAUAUAAUAAGUCUUUACGGCUCGGAAACACAUUUGAACACAUUCCUGACUCGGGAUCUGUUGGCGGAGAUGUCUUGGCUCAGGCAUCAGGUGCUGGCCAUCAAGAGUCCGGUGCUCUUCUCGCACAAUGACUUUAAUCGGACCAAUAUUUUGAUCCGUGAUUUAAAUCCGGAUAACAAUGAGUUGGAUAUCUAUUUUGUUGAUUUUGAUUUCAGUAGUUAUAACUACAGGGGCUGUGAUUUUGGCAAUUAUUUUAGCACUUGGGCUUCAGAUAGUGCCGAGUUUGGGGUCGACUCCCGGUUCCCUACGAAUUGCCAGAUGUGUCCCUUUAUUGAUGGCUAUAUACGGGAAAUGACAGCAAUUAAUGGCAACUCUUUUACACAAUUGGAGAUCAAUUCACGCCAAAGGCUUAUAAAGGAGGCGAAAAGAGAACAGUUAACGGUUCCGAUGACAGCACUGAACUAA
Molecule: messenger RNA, 561 nt
Organism: Medioppia subpectinata
Lineage: Eukaryota; Metazoa; Arthropoda; Arachnida; Sarcoptiformes; Oppiidae
Source: the annotation of a GenBank genome assembly